GGUCACCAACAUGACUAUACUUGGUGAUCCAAGAAAGGAAAAAAAAUUACUGGGCCAAGAACUGGUGCCUUUGAUAAACUUACUCGAUGUAAACAAGAGAGCAGAAAACAUUCAAAGAAGUGACCAAGAUGUUUGUUUCAGUGUUACUGUUGACAUGGACCUGUAUAUCCCUGGCAGAGGCUGGACCAGAAUGCUAUCAAUGUACAGCUAUCAGCGACCCACAGCUGUGUACACAGAAAGUUUAUUGCGGAUUUGAAGAACAAUGCUAUACAGAAAGAAUACAGUUAGGGUCACAUGGUUUUUACUAUAAUAUGGGAUGCAUAGCAACCAAUUUGUGCUACUCAAUAGACAACAAUGACGUAUUAGUAGGGAAACGAUUUGAUCUCGCAGACCAGGCGACGAGCAGAAGGAAGAGAGACCCUGCUUGUAAACAAUGCUGUCGAGAGGAGCUGUGUAAUCUCCCUUUAUGUUCUCUUCCAGCUGAUACUGCCACCAUUCCGCCUGCUGCUGAUAUUUAUGCAAGACUUCUAGGCGGGAAAACGCCUUACGAGGGGACUGUCGAAGUGUUUUACGGAGGGAGGUGGGGCGCCAUUUGUAAUGACGACUGGACUCAUUACGACGCUCAAGUGUUCUGUAAUAUGUUAGGAUAUACAGGAGAUGGCGCCAGGGCAAAGAACGGAAGUGUUAUCAAUUCAGACCAAUCCAAAGUUUGGAGAGAUCAAUUUGAAUGUCGCGGGAUCGAGUCCGGCCUAGCCCAGUGUGUACACGGGACCUGGGAAAUGAGAGACUGUGAAAACAGACAGAUAGCUGGAGCAAUAUGUUCCUCAGAAUCUGCAGACGAUGGCUCAAUUUUUCUACUAGACUCUGCCAACAAUACCAUGGCCAGGAUGGAUCUAAAGACGAAGUCGUUUACAUAUAUUCCCAUGUUGGGUCUCUACAAUCCCGGACCUUUUGACUUCGACCCUGUACAGGGCAGGAUUUAUUUCGCUGACCAAACUUACAAACAGAUUAACAGUAUGAAGUCCGACGGAACAGACAUCGUCAACUUUAGACAGUUGGAACAAAAUUCCAGUCCAGGUAAAACGAAGGUGGACCCAAUCAACAGGAUGCUGUUCUAUACAGACUACGGUCUGAAUGUUAUUGCUUCUGUAAAUCUUGACGGGAGCCAUUUUCAGAACGUCAUAUCAUCAGGGCUGGACUCUCCGAGGGGAUUAACUCUAAAUCCUAAAACCAGAACAAUCUUUUGGACAGACUGGGGACAGAAUCCACGAAUAGAGUCUGCUAGCUACGAUGGCACCAACAGACAGGUUUUAAUAAGCACAGAUAUAAGGUGGCCCAAUUCCAUCGCCAUUGACUUAGACAAUAAUCGGCUCUAUUAUGUUGACGGUACACUUGGGAAGAUUGAAAGUUCGGAUCUUUCUGGAAAUGACAGACAAAUUCUAUUCAGGGACAACGGGGCACAUUUCUAUGGUAUUGACGUGUUUGGAGGCUACAUCUACUACACUGACUGGGCAAGAAGCAUGCCAAUGAGACUGAACAAAGACGGCACCGGACUUACAUCUCUCGGAGCCCCAAGCUUUCUGCAGCUCUCAGACAUUAAAGUUUAUCAAUAUAACAAGGACACGUCAGGGGAAGCAACCGUGUCUCCCUCAGUCUUGUCUCCCAAACAAACUUUUCUUCAUCUGGUCGGAGACGUGGACUCUACUACGGGACGAGUGGACAUUUACAUCAAUGGUCAGUGGGGGACAGUGUGUGCAGACAAAUGGACGGAUAAUGAGGCCAUGGUGGCCUGUCACAUGCUCGGUUUUGACAGGUCACUAGCAAAGGCCUCCAAACUUCCCCCAACAUCAAACAAAGUUGGCUCAAAUUCAUUGGACAGUGUCCAGUGCAACGGGACAGAGGAUAAUAUUGUGUUCUGUAAUGUCAGUGCACAGAACUGGGCAGUCCAUGACUGCUCUUACGAAGGGGCUGCAGGCUUAGAGUGUGAGAACCUUCCUCCUCAUGAAAUGCCAGAACCAGUGCUUGACCACUUUAUACUUUUCAAUGACGUCUUUGAGGGUGUCAUGGUCAGAAUGGACAUUGAGACAUUCAGUUAUACGACUGUACCACUUCAGUUAACGAACUUCACGCCUAUAGCCUUAACCUUUGACCCCACACUACAACAGAUAUACUUCUCUGAAGUGAAAAACCAAACGUCUGUUAUACGGCAGACUGACCUGAGAGGUGCCUGGGUGUCCACAUUAGGGUAUACACCUCAAGGUAGCGUUAUUGAUGGAAUGGCUUUUGACAACAAGCGGAACAUGAUCUUCUACACUGAUGCUGGAAACAAUCGUAUAGUCUCCAUAUCACCGGAUGGUUCGAAUCUUAAUGUAGUUGGCUUCAACAUAGAGCAGCCUAAAGGACUAGCUCUAGACACCAACGCUGCAGUCGUUUAUUGGACGGACUGCGGCAGCCAGGCGAAAAUCGAAAGCGCUAACUACGAUGGUACUAACAGGCGAACAAUUCUUGCUGAAGAUCUUCAAUUCCCGUACGGCAUUGCGUUAGAUGUUGCAGCUGGGCAGCUCUACUUCUGUGACGCUGGCACCAAGACCAUUGAAGUUGUCAACAUAGAUGGUACAAGACGAAAGAUGUUAUAUAAAGACUUCAGAUCUGCAUGUUACGGCCUGGCACUGACAUCGCAAUACAUCUUUUAUAGUGAUUGGACUAAAAUGAAUGUCGUGCGUAUCAAUCGGGAUGGUAGCAACCAGACACCGGCUGGACCAGACAGUUUUAGCCAAGUCUUUGAUGUCUACGCUUUUGACUCUACGUUUACAAAGACAUAAAAAAAUAACUCUAAAUUAUUGAAUUUUUAUUAGAAGGUUAAGAUCACACAAUACAAUAAAAAUGUACACAAUGUGUGCCAAAAAUU
This is a messenger RNA of Biomphalaria glabrata, 2908 nucleotides long. RefSeq names its product low-density lipoprotein receptor-related protein 4-like. Lineage: Eukaryota; Metazoa; Mollusca; Gastropoda; Planorbidae. Gene Ontology annotation, cellular component: membrane. The record is from RefSeq and is a predicted model, not a curated record. The transcript is spliced from 20 exons. Bases 129 to 2822 code for a protein of 897 amino acids.